CCUUCCUACUUCGGCAUCUAGCUGAGAGACACACACACACACACACGUCUACCACCACUACAAUCUUCUGUGCACUCGACUUCCUGCGAAGAAUAAAGCAUGGGUUGUGCAGGCAGGGCUUCCUUGGCGGCUGCAGCAGCGAGCAUAGGCGCCGUGGAGGCGCUCAAGGACCAGGCCGGACUGUGCCGGUGGAACUAUGCCCUGCGAUCUCUGCAACAGCGGGCGAAGAGCGGCAUGGGGUCUCUGUCUCAGUCCAGGAGAGCGGCAUCAUCCUCCUCCAUUGAUGGGAGGGGAAGGUGGCAGGGGGGUGAUGAGAAGGCCAAGCAAUCCGAGGAGGCACUGAGGACGGUGAUGUACUUGAGCUGUUGGGGUCCCAAUUAGAGAGCCUUUUUGUGGUGCUCUGUGUAAAUCUAUAUUAUUCAACCAUUUGUUCUGAGUUCUUCA
Musa acuminata AAA Group (dessert banana) is the source of this 444-nucleotide messenger RNA. RefSeq lists its product as uncharacterized. The record is from RefSeq and is a predicted model, not a curated record. The coding region runs from base 100 to 381 and encodes 93 amino acids. The transcript has a single exon. Lineage: Eukaryota; Viridiplantae; Streptophyta; Magnoliopsida; Zingiberales; Musaceae.